CUGUCGUUGUCAAUUGUCAACAUUAAAAGUUAAAAGUGAAAACAAAUACAAAUUGCAAUACUGAUGAAACAAUUUGAACAAAUUGAAUUUUAAAUUUCAGAAAAAAUUGUCUCGUCUGAAAUUUUACCACUGUACACAUUUAUUAGCGUUUUCAAUAAGGUUACAUAAACAUGACAAAACUUUUAGAAUGGAUCUCAGUAACCUCAGCCGUUUUCGCAGUAUGGUAUUCCCUUGUAGGAGGUUACGUUAAACACAAAUUGAUUGAAGAAAACAUGACUCUUAUACUAGUAUCCCCUAUAGUAUUUGUCAUACUAUUUGGUCUAUAUGCUGUGACCAUGGUCUUAUAUAGAGUAUUUACCUUCAACAAUUGUGAGGAUGCAGCAAAGGAGCUGCAGGCAGAGAUUAUAGCGGCAAGGAAAGACUUGCACGAAAAAGGAUUGAGGUGGUAGGCAUUCCAACUAAUGUGAUCCAAGAGGCAGUAGAAGCUUUUAGGAUCUGCCUGAUACAAGUUUGUCCAUUACAUUGAUGGUCCAUAAUAAUUAUAGACUAGGCAAUGUUUUGGUACCUCCCACAUAAGUUGUUGUAAGCCAUAAUUAUCUGACAUUUUU
This is a messenger RNA of Maniola jurtina (meadow brown), 608 nucleotides long. RefSeq names its product dolichol-phosphate mannosyltransferase subunit 3 (gene Dpm3). Lineage: Eukaryota; Metazoa; Arthropoda; Insecta; Lepidoptera; Nymphalidae. Gene Ontology annotation, biological process: GPI anchor biosynthetic process. The transcript has 2 exons. Gene Ontology annotation, cellular component: dolichol-phosphate-mannose synthase complex; endoplasmic reticulum membrane. The record is from RefSeq and is a predicted model, not a curated record. Bases 171 to 449 code for a protein of 92 amino acids.